GAUCAACUUCGACAGGAAGACCGGGGAAUACAUUUUGCGCUAAAUUCGCCACUCUUCCUUUAACGUCCAUGUUUCAAGUUUUGUUUUGGUUUUUGUUGCCAUGGUAAUUUUAACCACAAUAAAACAUUUACCUUCUUAAUCCUCAAUCAGUUUACUGCUAACGAGUAAUAUUUGGUUAAGUAAAUCAAAAUUUAACUAUAAUCAAACUAACGUUCAUUAUUAAGCAGACAUCAUUGAUACAUUUAUCUGAUUCAUGAUUGAUUAUCAGAUAGGGAAGAUAAGAGAACACAAUCAAAUUUUUUAAGUUACUAAUAACAAUAAAAUUCCGAGUCGUUGUGAAUUAUGUAUUCACAAGCAAAAACCCAUCUGGAGUCAGUGACUGAAAACGCAAAUAUUGUUGAAGAUAUCGAAAACUUCGUGCGAACGUGGAAUUUUGAAUCGGAAUACGAUUUGAGUUUAAUAAACGAGGACGUAACGAAUAUAAUUAAUCAAAUAUUCAUACAAUUUUUAUUGAACAAAAACGACGAUGAAAUACAGGAAUCGAUACAUUGCGUAAUUCAUAACUUCGUCUGGGAACCCCUAAGACCGAUUUUACGAGCGAAAUAUGGCAAAGAAGACGGGGAAAUAUUCGAAAAGAGUAAAAUAUUUUGGCGAAAUAAAAAAUUGCCGAAGGAAUUAGAUGGUAAAUCCUACUGUUGUGUACCUUACACAGCUGCUGUUGUAGAACUCUCCAUGUUGGAUACCUACAAUAGCCCGUUGGAGAAAUUAAACUGUCUUUGUGUAACUUAUGAUAUAAUUUUUGCAGAAUUAAAAACUGCUUUAAUAAACGUUAUAUCAAAAUAUUCAGAAAACGAACUGGAAAUACCGAUAAUUAAUAAUGAAGACGUAACUCCUAUUCUGACUUUAGUAGUGUUAAAAUCCAAGUUACAAUACCCUCUAAGCAGUUUAGAGUACAUAAAAAUAUUCGGAAAAUACUGGUUAAAAGACCAUAAACGCUAUAUCCUGCAAACAUUUGAAACAGUCAUAACAAAUCUUUUGAAGAAUGAUUAUGAUUUUCUUCAAGAUGAUAUCGAACUUACAGAUAUUGACUAUUGUGAAGCCAUUACUAAAAUUACUUUGCAAGAAAAUGCGAACCAUACGCAACAAUCUACUCGAAAACCAGAUCUUCGAGAAGAAGUUUUAAAUAGAGUAUUAAAGCUAAUUUUCACCUCUACAACGUCCAAUAUGGAUUGAAUUAUAAAAUGAAUCUUACUAUAUGGUAAUUAAAGUUCCAUGUACACUUUUUGAACUAUUCUGAAGGAAAUCGAAGAACUGCAAGAAAGUCAACAGAUGCUAUAUUCAUCGUUUUAUUGACUUGUUCCUUGUGAAGUUUAGUUUUUUAAUUUGAAUGCCGUUUUGUUAGAGUGGUGUUGCCGGUUUUUAUAAAAAUAUAUGACUAAUAAUUAAAACUAAAUGCAUUUAAAUUAAAAGAAUAUUUAGAACAUUGUAUUGCAAUAAAACGAGUACGAAUUUUUGUCCACAUAUCCACAAUAAACUUUUUAAAACUGUUUGUUCUUAAUUUAACGGCAUAAAUUAAUUAUUUUAUUAUAAACAAAUUUAAAAUUACAAUACCA
Phyllotreta striolata is the source of this 1613-nucleotide messenger RNA. The record is from the annotation of a GenBank genome assembly. NCBI's taxonomy places the organism in Eukaryota, Metazoa, Arthropoda, Insecta, Coleoptera, Chrysomelidae.